Penicillium alfredii is the source of this 969-nucleotide messenger RNA. RefSeq names its product CE1 family esterase. The record is from RefSeq and is a predicted model, not a curated record. The transcript has a single exon. Bases 1 to 969 code for a protein of 322 amino acids. Gene Ontology annotation, molecular function: feruloyl esterase activity. Lineage: Eukaryota; Fungi; Ascomycota; Eurotiomycetes; Eurotiales; Aspergillaceae.
AUGCUCCUUAAAUCUUAUUUAUCCCUUGCUGCUCUCGCCAGCCUGGGCCUCGCAGACAAGUCACCAGGCUGUGGUGGCCACAUCCCCUCGAAAUUCCCCGAGCGCGGCACCAGCAAAAACCUCACCCUCCCCGGUCUCGAUCGCGAAUACCGACUCUACAUCCCCUCCGGCUAUGACUCGAACACUCCGGCGCCCCUGUACUUCUCUUUCCACGGCGCCUCCCGGGACAUGAAGCAGCAGGAAGAGCUGUCGCAAUUCUCCAACCCCAAAUUCAACAAGAAGGGCAUCGCCGUGUACCCGAACAGCAAGAACGGGUAUUGGCUCUCCAACCCCGGUGCCAACACCUCGCGCCCCAACGACCUGGACUUUACUGAUGCCCUGCUCACGCACCUCGAGCACAAGCUGUGCAUUGACACGAAGCGCGUGUACUCGGCGGGCAAGUCCAACGGCGGCGGGUUCACCAACGUCAUCGCUUGUAACUCCACCGUUGGAGGUCGUUUCGCAGCAUUUUCCUCGGUCAGCGGCGCUUACUAUGACACGGACGACGUCCCCGGCAUUGGCCCCUGCCGCCCGGCCAAGCGCGACGAGGGCCGUCCCUUCCUGGAGUUCCACGGCACGAUCGAUACCACGGCGCCUAUCGAUGGCAACACUAAGAAACACCCCAAGUUGCCGGUCAUUGAUAUCCUGCAGGGCUGGGCGGCGCGCAACGGGUGCCCUGAGCAUUCGAACCCGCAGAGAAAUGAAACCGUUUUUACGCACCCCCUGGUCAAGCAUGCUUCGUGGGAUUGUGAUGGCAAGCAUGGCAUCGUGCAGCACUAUCGCGAGGGCGAUAAUGGCCAUUGCUGGCCCAGCCUCAAAUCCAACCCAGACUUUGUGGACAAUCGCGACCAGUGCCCCUUGGGCAAGUAUGUGUUCAACGCGACGACUUACAUCUUUGACUUUUUCGACAAGUAUAAGUUGAGCAAAUGA